This is a messenger RNA of Raphanus sativus (radish), 336 nucleotides long. Its product is annotated as myosin-15-like. Lineage: Eukaryota; Viridiplantae; Streptophyta; Magnoliopsida; Brassicales; Brassicaceae. Bases 1 to 336 code for a protein of 111 amino acids. The record is from RefSeq and is a predicted model, not a curated record. The transcript has 3 exons. Gene Ontology annotation, cellular component: myosin complex. Gene Ontology annotation, molecular function: cytoskeletal motor activity; ATP binding.
AUGGAUUUGAAUCUGCGGAAGGGCGAUAAGGUUUGGGUUGAGGAUAAGGAUUUGGCUUGGAUUCCCGGUGAUGUGCUCGAUUCUUCUUCCGGUAACAAGCUCCAUGUCGAGACUUCUACGGGGAAGAAGGUUUCCGUCGCCCCGGAGAAGCUCUUUCGGAGAGAUCCUGACGAGGAGGAGCAUAAUGGAGUGGAUGAUAUGACCAAGCUGACUUACUUGCACGAGCCUGGUGUGCUUUACAAUCUUCGAGGAGAUACGUUCUCAAUGAUAUCUACGUUAUCCAUUUUCGUCUACGAUACUGUGGAUGCCCUUAAAGACUUCAAGUAUAGCUCUUGA